Messenger RNA from Leptosia nina, 1341 nucleotides. The record is from the annotation of a GenBank genome assembly. Lineage: Eukaryota; Metazoa; Arthropoda; Insecta; Lepidoptera; Pieridae.
AUGAAUUGUACCAAAUGCAAUGAACCUUUGACGGACUCGGUGUCGUGUGCGCAGUGUUCGGGUGCUUAUCAUUACGUGUGUGCUGGGGUUUCGGAAACCAGCUACAAGAAAAUGGGCCCCGAGAAGCGAGCGGCCUGGCGGUGUAUAACGUGCCGCGCCGUGGUGUCUACCGACAACACUACAAACGCUGAAAUUUUGAGGGAAUUAAAGAACUUGAAAUCUGAAUUUAAUAGUUUCAAAUUGGAUCUUGAUACGGUGAAAAGGGACACUCACGAUACAGUGGAUGCGGUGCGGGAGUUAACGUUGAGUUGGACCAGUUUGGAAACGCGAAUAAAUCUCAUCGAAGAACGAAUGGGCGAACUGGAACUGAAAAUAACUAAAAUCUCCACCGACUGUGACAGUUCUAGAGAGGAAGUCGCUCUUCUCAAACAUAAUCAUAACCUGCAAGACCAGUUCUCGCGCUUGAACAAUGUUGAAAUUUUAGGAGUGCCAAGCAAAUCAGGCGAAAACCUACACAACAUAGUGAGCGACAUUUGUGCAGUGACGGGUUUUCGGCUUGAGCCCACCGACGUCGACACAGUUCAUCGAGUUAGACAAUUCCCAACUCACGACGGGCAGGCCCCCCGGCCCCCGGCCAUUGUGGUACGUUUUACCCGGCGCAGACGCAAGGACGAGUUGCUUGCAGCCGCCCGCGCGCGCCGCACAGUAACCACAGCCGAUAUCAAGCUAGCCGGCCCCCAGUCCAAAAUAUUUAUCAACGAGCACCUCACUCCAUCCAAUAAGCUGUUAUUAAAACGUGCCCGCGAGUUAAAAAGUGAACUGAAUUAUUCCUAUUUGUGGCAUAGAUAUGACUCGGUAACGAGCGGUGAGACGGGAGCCGGGCCAUCGCGGGGCGGUGGUGUGCUGACCGCGGUGGAGCGGGGGCUGCGCGUGCGCCGCCGCGACGAUUGGUGCUCGUCACAGUCGGCCGAGGAGUUUUGGGUGAGCGUCGACGCGUGUGGCGUGCCGCUGCACCGUGCUCCUCCGCGAUCACCGCAUACACGAAAUUACAAAAAUGUUUUCCUGCACAUCGCUUGUUGUUACUUCCCGCAUAAUAAUAAUAAUUUGGCCUCAUUACAAAUGUUUUUUGAAAACGCCGCAAAACUUAUAUUAGACAACCCUAAUGAUGUUUUUAUUCUUCUCGGAGACUUUAAUAUAUCUAAUGCGAUUUGGGAACCGAGUAAUGACGGCUUUUCAGAGAUAGGCUCUCAAGAGGCGCAGGCGGAGUGUUUGCCGCUGCCCUCUACUUCGACUAAUCCUGCUCCAAAACUCAUGAACUGGACAAAAUUGUUUAAAAAAUAA